Molecule: messenger RNA, 1352 nt
Organism: Arachis duranensis
Lineage: Eukaryota; Viridiplantae; Streptophyta; Magnoliopsida; Fabales; Fabaceae
Exons: 2
Coding region: 297-893 (198 amino acids)
Source: RefSeq, a predicted model, not a curated record
CUUCCAUAAUUCCUCAUCUUCUCUCUCUCUCUAAUCUAUCUUAUAAAAACCCACAGAAUCUAUCUUAAAGCCCGCAAAACUGUACCUCACUCUUCUUUCAUCGUUCUUUCAAGCUCACUCUGGCGUAUUUACGGUUCUACCCUUCUGGUUAUGAUAGCUCCCAACCACGCGCCGCCUUCUCCCUCCCUGGGCUUCCCCCGCCCCAGAUUCGUUAGGUACCGCCGAUUGAGGUAACUGCUAACCAACUCCAACCAAUUAACCACAGUCGAAGAAAAAACAAGCUCUUAUAUUCCAUCAUGAAGAACCAGCGGAGUGCCCACGUCGACUCUCACCGCCGUGGAAGGUUGUUAUCGGAGAAAUCUUCUUCUUUUCACGUUGCGGCCACCGCAGCCCCGGCUACCAUGUCCGCUGGGGGACAGAUUCGUAGGCCGAAGACGAUGCCGGACUUAGUGUCACACAGGAAACGCGCCGAGGCGACGGCGACGGUGCCUGAAUUUGUUCGAAGAGAGCCACCGAAGAUGCUGGUGAAGGUGACGAUGAUGGGGAGCCUUGGCCCCGUGCAGGUGGUCAUGCCUCCGGAAUCCACGGUGGCGGAUUUGGUUGCGGUGGCGGUCCGACAAUACGUGAAGGAAGGCCGCCGCCCAAUCCUGCCAUCCCACGACCCGUCCCACUUCGAUCUCCAUUAUUCUCAGUUUAGCUUAGAAAGUUUGGAGAGGGAUGAUAAGUUGAGGGAGCUUGGAUCUAGAAACUUCUUCCUUUGUCCCAGGAGGUGCGGUUCUGGCAUCACCGUGGAAACCGGAGGGAAAACGGCGUCGUUUGGUUCGUGUUCGAAAGAGGUUCAAAAAGGAGGAAAGGGGGGUGGUUGGCUUAGGUUCAUUGAUUUCUUGUUCUGAAACCGUUUCCUUUUUUUGGUUGGUUGGCUCAGAACUUGAGGAAUGCUCUUCAUUUGGAUUUUUUGCAAUAAAAAAUCUUUUUGUUUCCCCUUGCAUAAUAGAAAGUAUGAUAUAUAAUUGGCUGGUUGCUUUGUAAAAAUUAUUAAAAAAUUAGGUCGGCGAUUUAGUGGGGUGCUAGUUUUAGAUAUGUUGGCAUGGGCAUGCCUUUAUGCAUUAGCACAAGUGAGGGAAUGCAUUAUGCGUGUAUGUUUGUUAGAUUCAUAAAAAAAAAAAAACUAUUUAGUUCAUUAGAUUCUUUUCCCUUUUGAGUCACUCUUUCUACUUUGAAUUUUUUUGUUUUCUGUUCUUUUCCUUGGUGCCAAGUAAAGCCCAUCUUGUAAGUCUUUGUAUUAUACCAUCUACUACUUUGGUGUAUUUUACUGGGAUUGUAGUAACAUAGUUGACAAUCGCACUUGAACA